This is a messenger RNA of Anopheles bellator, 882 nucleotides long. RefSeq names its product putative odorant receptor 71a. Gene Ontology annotation, molecular function: olfactory receptor activity; odorant binding. The annotation marks the transcript as partial. Lineage: Eukaryota; Metazoa; Arthropoda; Insecta; Diptera; Culicidae. Gene Ontology annotation, cellular component: plasma membrane. Gene Ontology annotation, biological process: detection of chemical stimulus involved in sensory perception of smell; sensory perception of smell. The record is from RefSeq and is a predicted model, not a curated record. The transcript has 4 exons.
UACAAGUUUGAUCAAAUCCGCCGUCUUUACCGCCAGACCGUAGAUGAAAGCUUUCAACCGCAGGACGAUCUCGAAGCGGCUCUCCAUCGCAAAGGUGUCGGAUUCAUCCAGUACUACUACUACAGCUACGUUGUGAUGGUCCACAUAGCACAUGGUAGUACGUUGUUGCUUCUGCUACAAAAGAAACGUUUGCCCUAUUUUCCCUGGAUGCUUGGCGUAGAGUAUGGAUCAGAAAACCCCAUCACCUACGGUGUAUUCUUUGCAUAUCAGUAUAUUGGCAUGUACGUCCACAUGCUACUGAAUGUGUCGGGAGAUGCACAGAUAUGCUAUCUCCUAGGCAUGGCAAGCACUCAGCUAGACAUACUGGCCAAGCGCUUUCAACAACUUCGAGCCUCCGGAGACCUUGAGCGCUCCUUCGUGGGACUGGUAGAGCGCUAUGAAACCGUUCAGCGAAUGGUUCGCGAUGUGGAGCAGUUGUACUCGCCGGCAUUUUUCGCACAGUUUGUGGUUAGUGGUUUGGUAAUUUGUGCAACGGCUGUGAAGGCUGCAUCAAUGUACAACACCGGUUUAGAAAAUGCGCUUCAGCAUUUGCUCUACAUGCUGACCAUGAUGUACCAAAUGUUUCUGCCAUGUCUCUUCGGUAAUGAGGUCACGCGGAAGAGCAACGAUCUCAAAACCGCGGUCUACAGCUCCCACUGGUACCGAAUGAGCGUCAAGGAUCGCAAAAUGAUAAUCAUGUUGAUGCAGCGUUUAAACAAACCCCUCGCGGUAAAGGCGUACCAUUUCUUCAAUUACAAUCUGCAGGCAUACACCACGACAUUAAACAUGGCCUAUUCGGUUUACGCCGUGCUGCAACGGAGUACAGAGAAGAAAAAUGAGUGA